UCCCAGGUACUGGUGGGCAUCAGCAUGUGCACUGUGGUUCGUCCAGUUCUGCUUACACUUCCCAUGAUUUAUCUCAUCUACCGCCUACCCUUUUGUCAGGCUCGUGUAAUAGCUCAUACCUACUGUGAGCACAUGGGAAUUGCAAAACUGUCCUGUGGAAAUAUCCGCAUCAAUGCCAUCUAUGGGCUCUUUGUAGUGUCUCUCUUUCUUCUGAACCUGGUCCUUAUUGGCAUCUCCUAUGUUUACAUACUCCUAGCUGUCUUCCGCCUCCCAUCACAGGAUGCUCGGUUAAAAGCCCUAAGCACAUGUGGGUCUCAUGUUGGCGUUAUCUGUGUUUUCUAUAUCCCCUCAGUGUUCUCCUUCCUCACUCACCGAUUUGGCCACAACAUACCACGCUACAUUCACAUUCUCAUUGCCAACCUCUAUUUGGUUAUCCCACCGUCGCUCAACCCCAUCAUUUACGGUGUAAGGACCAAACAGAUACGAGAGCGAGUGCUCCGUGUUUUUAUUAAAAAAUAA
Molecule: messenger RNA, 519 nt
Organism: Suricata suricatta (meerkat)
Lineage: Eukaryota; Metazoa; Chordata; Mammalia; Carnivora; Herpestidae
Product: olfactory receptor 52J3-like
Exons: 1
Biological process (GO): G protein-coupled receptor signaling pathway
Cellular component (GO): membrane
Molecular function (GO): olfactory receptor activity
Source: RefSeq, a predicted model, not a curated record